This is a messenger RNA of Monomorium pharaonis (pharaoh ant), 716 nucleotides long. RefSeq names its product histone H4. Gene Ontology annotation, molecular function: protein heterodimerization activity; DNA binding; structural constituent of chromatin. Lineage: Eukaryota; Metazoa; Arthropoda; Insecta; Hymenoptera; Formicidae. Gene Ontology annotation, biological process: nucleosome assembly. Gene Ontology annotation, cellular component: nucleosome. The transcript has a single exon. The coding region runs from base 51 to 362 and encodes 103 amino acids. The record is from RefSeq and is a predicted model, not a curated record.
AUUCGAUCUGCGAUUGUCUUGGUUGGUACUUCUUAUCGUAGACUUUCAAGAUGACUGGUCGAGGUAAGGGAGGAAAGGGAUUGGGAAAAGGAGGAGCAAAGCGUCACAGGAAAGUUCUUCGCGAUAACAUCCAGGGCAUUACCAAGCCAGCUAUCCGUCGUUUGGCACGACGUGGUGGUGUCAAACGUAUCUCCGGCUUGAUCUACGAGGAAACCCGUGGCGUAUUGAAAGUCUUCCUUGAGAACGUUAUUCGCGAUGCUGUCACCUACACCGAGCACGCAAAAAGGAAGACCGUGACUGCCAUGGACGUCGUAUACGCCCUGAAGCGCCAAGGCAGAACUCUAUACGGCUUUGGUGGUUAAGCGAAGAACAGUGAACUCUUCGAUCAAAUCGGCCCUUUUCAGGGCCACAAAUUUUUCAAACGUUUGGACAAUUUCUAUUCGUAUGUAAUCUAUAUAAGGUAAUUCAAAAUAAGUUCUAAUAUUAACAAUUGUAAAACAUUUGUAAACAAUUACUAAAAACAAAUACAUAACUUUUAAUAUAAUUAUAAAGUAUAAAAACAUUGGUUUUGUAAUGGGUAUCUAAUUAAACUAUAACUAAUGGUAUACUUGUAUUAAUGAUUAUAUUUACUAAUGAUAAUAGUUUUGCACUUCUUAAUGAAUCAUUUAUUGUAUACAUACGCGAAUAUUUCGUAAUUAAAAAAUUCUUCAAAUUGA